Anastrepha obliqua is the source of this 559-nucleotide messenger RNA. RefSeq lists its product as uncharacterized. Lineage: Eukaryota; Metazoa; Arthropoda; Insecta; Diptera; Tephritidae. Bases 11 to 559 code for a protein of 182 amino acids. The transcript has 2 exons. The record is from RefSeq and is a predicted model, not a curated record. Gene Ontology annotation, molecular function: catalytic activity.
CUGAGGCUAGAUGCUGAAAGUCCUUCAGAUAAACCUCCACAAAAGUAAAAACGCCUCAGCCGAGCUCCUGCUCAACAUAGAGGGAGUCGGCUACGAUGUGGCUCUAGUCCAGGAACCAUGGAUAGCGUCGGGCAACAUAGUCUCCGGUCUAAAGUCACAAAACUACAACACAUACAUCCCGAUUGUAAAAAAUAAGGUAAGAACAGCGAUAUUAGUCAAAAAAAGUAUAUGUUCUUAUAUUGAUCACAAUCUCUCUUCAGACGAUCUGACAGUGGUGGCGCUGGAGGGCUGCAAGGAUGAGACGCUACUCUUUGGGUCCUGCUAUAUGCCACAUGAUGAGGAAGCACCACAAGCGGAACUUCGGAAGCUGGUAGAAACAGCUGCCAGAAAGAAGCAUGCUCUGGUGGUAGGGACGGACGCAAACGCACAUCACACAGUCUGGGGAAGUGCAGACAUAAACGACCGAGACUUUAUGAUAUUAUUUUUGGAGCGCCGUACAAUUCUGUCACAUUACCAAAAUUCAAUGGGCGGUACAGCUGCGCAAGCAGAGUUGUUCUAA